AUCAGUGCUCUUGGGUGGGACUAUCUCCUGGAAAGCAGAAGGUUCACCUACUGUCCAGAGGCAGUGCGAACCUUCUAUGCUUACAUGCGGCAAAACAAUGGCCAUGGUACACCUACUGUGACCACUACGGUGUAUGGUCACACCGUCACCAUCACCGUGGAGCUCCUGUCCCAGAAGUUGCACAUGUCCACCGAAGGCCGGGAGGUAAUGAGUGAGAAUGAUUUUUAUCGGUAUCACUUCAGUCCUCGAGUUGCUAUCUCACGUUUAUCCUCAAUAGAGACCUUUGGAACUAACUCUACAAAUAUAAGUUGUCUUCCUGAUGAGCUGAAGGUGCUGCACUUUUACAUCACCCGGUUUUUCCUCCCUCGCACUGUCGAUCGAUCGACGGUCACUCCUCUCGAUCUCUGGAUCAUGUCCAACGCUGUCUCGUACCAGAAGCUGAGCUAUCCACAUCUUAUGUUCCAUCAUAUGAUGGUCUACAGCAAUCAUCGCAACGGAGGGUACCUUCCUUUUGCUCCCCAGAUCUCUCGAUUCCUCCGCUGUCUUGGGAUCGACCUUGAGGACAAGGCCUCCUCUGUUAACGUGCUUGACACACUUCGUUCACAACACGUUCUUCGACGUGUUGAUGCAUCCGUUGGUGUUCGCAAGCUUCGGAGUGCUCAAGGGGGAGAAAGGGCUGAAGAAGUUCGCAACACCGAAGCUGACCUCGCUGCUGUUAGCAAAUGUUUGGAAGGAAUAACAAAAGAUACCGGAAAAAGGAAGCUGAUGGACAGAAGCAAGGAGGAACCACUUCGUCCAACCACGGAAGGAAAAAGCAUUCGAGUCAUGUCCACCAUCAAGAAUGCAGCAGCUAAAAAGGCAGAAGAAUCUUUGGAGCCAGAGGAGUUUGAAGAACCGGAAGAAGCUGAAGAGGAUGGAGGGGAUAAGGCCUCUCGGGCUGAUAAUUUUUCUCAUCCUUCCGAUGGGGAAAUUUCAGAAUAUGAGUCUGAUCCAGAGUAUGAUUUUUAGAAGUCUAAGUGUCAGGGGGAGGCUUUUCCUUUGUGUGACGUGUUAGUCCUUGAAUAAGUUGGGUCUUGUGUGACGUGUUAGUCCUUGAAUAAGUUGGGUCUUGUUUUUUCCCCUGUUUUUGCAGCAUGUGUUUUGGAAUAAUGCCUUCUCGAGUUUUCAUUGAAGUUAUGUGAUAUGGCUUUCCAAUUAAUGAUCGAGAGGAAUGUGUUUCCAUAACGGUUGUGUGUAGUGUUCUUGUGCAAAGAUUGCAGGGAAGGACGUUGCUCAACUGAGGGGGAUAUUGUUGAGGUCAGCAUCGCAAUCGUCGUACAGAAUCAGCAUCGGUGAUUUAUUUGGUCUACCACAAAGAUGGAAAGUGUGAUUGCGGUGGAAGCAAAGAAGGAAAGCUCAAACGUUAGAUUCAAACGGCUACAAAGGAAUUGGGUAAGUUGUAAGCCAUACAUCAAACCGAGUUUCAUCUCAUAUCUAAUUAUGUUUGUAAAAUCGUACCGAAUCGAAGUUAUAUUGAAAAAGUUAGUGGUUGAGUAUUUUAUACUAAAAUCGUGGUUAAUUUAACAGUUUUGUACUGCUAAAAUUGCCUAUGGUUUAGACUUUGAUAUGUGAUAUCUCGACCAGGUCGAACCUGUUGAGGUCAGCAUCGCAAUCGUCGUACAGAAUCAGCAUCGGUGAUUUAUUUGGUCUACCACAAAGAUGGAAAGUGUGAUUGCGGUGGAAGCAAAGAAGGAAAGCUCAAACAUUCGGAAUAGAGAAUGAGGCAGACUUUUAGCAAGCAAGGGUUGAGCGAUACAAGUGAGAGAAGAACUGUAUAUCAAUCAGCAAGUAAAAGUCAGCACAGAAC
Molecule: messenger RNA, 1846 nt
Organism: Linum trigynum
Lineage: Eukaryota; Viridiplantae; Streptophyta; Magnoliopsida; Malpighiales; Linaceae
Source: the annotation of a GenBank genome assembly